UCACGCAACCGAAUUUAGUGUCUCUAUAUGCGUUGCCGACGUACAGUUGUUGCUGCCUCUGAAGAAAGACAAUACAGGACCCAUUUUGUACGUCACGCUGCAGACAUCCUGCAGGGCGAACCGCAGAGAGAGAAACCACAGGUGAACAGCUUGACUUUAAACUGCAAGCACGUUAAAAGGACAGAAGCACCAAGCGACAGUUGAUCAUUCGUUGCUUUUUGGGAAGAUUUCUGACAACGCCGUUAGCUUCCUAUUUUUCAGUCUGUGCUGAAAUAGAUUGUGCCAUGCAGAAAGAAAGAGAGGCUUGCAUCACGUGGAGACGUUUGAGUAUAGAUGAAGUGAAAUAACCACAAAGCAUCAUCAGGGGUGGCGCAAGGGUCGUUCGUAAAGCAACAUGCAUGUGUCCAGGGCGGAUCCCUGUCCAGUUAACGGGACGGCAGCCAUUCCAAGGAGGCACAGCAAGAGGAACAUGUCUCUCCUGGAGCACCUGCGAGGCUGUCAGAGAGCCUGGUGCCCUGUGGCGCCCUGGGAUAGAGCGCAGGCCCACUCUGCCCUCUGUGGGAUGCCUGCUGGGAGUUUCAUGGUCGUGCGGGAUGGUUUGACAUCUCUGCCCAGUUUGCUGUGUGUUUCUGCAGAAGGAGAGGAUGAAGCGGUUCUUGAUUAUGACAUCACAUGCACAGGCACAGUCUUCCAGCUGUCUGAGUCGCGUGUUUCUUUCUCGGAGUUGGCUCACUUGGUGUUCUUCUACUCUUUGAGCAGGGACGUGUUGGCUGUCCGUCUAAAGUUUCCUCGCUGGAUCUACAAUGUAACUGGGAUCGCCAAAGAUCGUCUUUCUCAGCUCCAACCCAAAACCUGGCUCAGCGCACCGCCUGACCAGAUGACGGAUGCCGACGUGAACGAGUUGGAGCCAAACACCAUGAUGUGCUCCAUACAGUUAACCUCAGCCAACGGAGCUCUGUGUGUCAUCAACCCACUGUAUCUUCUUGAGCAUGGAGAUGAUUGGCUGACGCAUCAGGCAACCAGCGUGCAGUGCCCAACACAGACGCCAACUUACAGGCGAGAGAGGCGCCUCAGUUCCACUCGAAACUGGGCUGGUUCCGGUCUGAAGAGCAGCCGAGCCGUCUCUCUGGACCAAGAAGCCUUUGUUGGCACUGACGGCUCAGGUCUGAUCAGACGCAAGUCUGAAGUAUCCCAGCCAACUUCGGCGGUGUCAUCCCCUCAAGGAGGCGUUGUCCUCAGGAGGUCCAGCCGAGGUUCCACUUCCAGCCUCUCCAACAAAGGGAGCACGGGGAGCUUGCCUGCUUCUAGCACUGAGCUGCAGAACCGUGACAGUGCCGGGUCUCAGUCCCCUCACAGGGUCUCCUGGAUCGAGGAUGGCUUCUGGCUGCCACCGCCCACCAGGCCUUCUUCGUUACUAACGCCACCGUACCCUGAGCUGGACUCGCUGUCCGUCAGCAGCAUAGAAGAAGAACAGGAACAUCAGUCGCCGAGCCCCACGUCCCAUCACCCGUCAGCCCACCGGCUGGCUGACAAAGUCAUAAAUCGCCUCUCCGCAGUGGGCCAGGCGCUCGGCAGCCUGGUUUGUCAGAAGAAGAGGCUGACCAAUCGCGUCGUGGAGCUGAGCGACAGGAAACGGGGACCUUUCGCAAUGGCCGUGAAAGAAUUUGUGGAGGCAACGCUGGAGAGAGGAACCGAUCCGGGCAACAUCACGGGGUCAGAGUUCUUACAGGAAGUGAGGUCAUCGCUUACAUUACUGAGGGAGACUCUCCUGGAUUACCCUGAUAUCCAGGCGCUGUUGGACAGUAUGACCGACCUCAGUGACUCAGAGAUAGACCACCUGGUCGAGCUGUCCGUGCACAAGGUGGCCUUAAAGCCUGUGUCGGCUCACCUCUACUCCUGCAUCCACAUCUGGCGGUCCAACGACGGUAGUUUGCAGCGUCUGGAUCACAACCAGCGUGUUCUGGAAGACCACGGCGUGGAGGCGCUGGGGGGAGCGCCGGGCGUCGGAGUUCCGGACUUAGUCACCCUUGAGCGGAUCCAGCAAAAAUGGGCAAGUAUGCACAAGGCUUACUCCCCCAACAAGAAAGUCCAUAUCUUGCUCAAAGUCUGCAAGAGCAUCUACCACAGCAUGAGCGCCAAUGCCAAUUCAGAUGUGGUAUUGGGAGCUGACGACUUCCUGCCCUGCCUGACGUGGGUGCUGCUGCGCAGUGACCUGCUCAACUUGCAGAUUGACACAGAUUACAUGAUGGAACUGCUGGACCCCGCACAGCUUCAGGGAGAAGGUGGCUACUACCUGACAACCUUGUACGCCGCUCUCUACUACGUCAGCAGCUUCCGGUCGCGCUUGGCUGCCCGUCAACUCAGCGUGGAAGCCCAGCACUCUCUCAGCCAAUGGCAUCGCAGGCGCACCGUGCACAGCAACCAAUCCCGGCACAGUGCGCGCAGACGGACCGUCCGCAGACAGACGAGUCCUGAGAAGGCCGUGCAGGCGGAGGACGGCGACACCGGGGAAGUGGGGAAUAGUGUGAUGGAUGAUCCACAGCAGCAGACAGAAAUGAACACGGAUGAGACGCUGGACUCUAAUGACAACAGGACACAAGAUUAAAUGUGUCUUUACAUAAACUUACUCUCGCAUUCCUCCAGAAAGCCAAAUUAUGGUAAAUAUUCAAAUUGAUAUCCUGGGAAUAUGACUAACUUUGUUCAGAUGAAAGAACAUACAGUAUAUUACUGCUUACAUGUCAUUGGGGACUUUGUGUUAUAUUCAUAAAAAUGCAUAGAUUAUUAUUAUAGCAUAAAUAGAUUUAUAUUUUUAUUAAGUUGACACCUGAAUUACAGCCAAGUUGACAGGAAAUAAAUAACCAUAAGAAUAAUGAAACACAAAAUAUUGAGAAGGGCUUCACUGUGGCAGAGGGGUUAGUGCGUCUGCCUCACAAUACGAAGGUCCUGCAGUCCUGGGUUCAAAUCCAGGCUCGGGAUCUUUCUGUGUGGAGUUUGCAUGUUCUCCCCGUGAAUGCGUGGGUUCCCUCCGGGUACUCCGGCUUCCUCCCACCUCCAAAGACCUGCACCUGCGGAUAGGUUGAUUGGCAACACUAAAUUGGCCCUAGUGUGUGAAUGUGAGUGUGAAUGUUGUCUGUCUAUCUGUGUUGGCCCUGCGAUGAGGUGGCGACUUGUCCAGGGUGUACCCCGCCUUCCGCUCGAUUGUAGCUGAGAUAGGCGCCAGCGCCCCCCGCGACCCCAAAAGGGAAUAAGCGGUAGAAAAUGGAUGGACGGAUGGAAAAUAUUGAGCAACGUCUGUGGUGCUUAUUUGCCAACAGAGGGCGGUAGUGUGUGUUUUGAAACAGAGUCGUGUACAAAGAGAGAAUGGCCAACUAAGCAACAGGCGCCGUGACUGCUACCAAGAACAUGUGCAGCUGUGCACGGAUGCAUGCAAUUACUGUCAUUUUGAUGUUAGCUUUUCUGACCAAAUAAACCAAAAAUAAUAUGUCUAAAUAUAGUCCUGAACAUACUCCAGCUCAUACACUUUCAAUAACACCUGAUUUGAUUUUGUCAAAUUAUAAUUUUGCGGCCGUAUUCGACACACUCUGCUGCUAAGUUCCUGCGACUAGCGGCACUCUAACACACACUCGGCGGGGCUACAAAUGUUAAAAAAAAAAAUGAAUAAACAGAAUGACCAAAAAACAACUUGCUCCUCUCAUUUUGCCAAAAUUUUCUUUAGCUUUAGAGCAGGGGUGUCAAACGUAAGUCAGGUUUUAUCCGGCCUGCGGGAUAAGUUUGCUUUGUAUAAAAAUGGGCCAAAAUUUUUGAAUGAAAGAAACUGCUUUUCUAAAUGUGUCCACUAGAUGACGCAAUUGCAAUUAUUUGUAUCUUUGUAGAUCAGGGGUAGGGAACCUAUGGCUCUAGAGCCAGAUGUGGCUCUUUUGAUGACUGCAUCUGGCUCUCAGAUAAAUCUUAGCUGGCAUUGCUUAACACGAUAAGUAAUGAAUAAUUCCGCUGGUAGUCAUAGUGUCAAAAAUAACGUUCAAAAUAUAAAACAUUCUCAUGCAUUUUAAUCCAUCCAUCUGGUUUCCACCGCACCUGUUCAAGAAGUCACAUUAAUGGUAAGAAGUAUUUUAUGUAUUGUUGGUUCGCUUCAGAAUAACAGUGUUAUUAAAAAGAAUGAGAGACUUACCGUAUUAUACUGGUUUUACUUAAAAAUGCACGCAUUUAGUUGUGUUCAGUCUUAAAAAAAAAUAUUAUAUGGCUCUCACGGAAAUACUUUUUAAAAUAUUUGGCUUGUAUGGCUCUCUCAGCCAAAAAGGUUCCCGACCCCUGUUGUAGAUGAUGCUACAUGUGUAAAAAAAAAUUCUAACCACAUGAUGUUAGUGCACCAGUUAAGGAAAAUGAGCAAACUACAUAAAUAACAUCCGGUAAUUUGAUUUUUGUAUUUUUUUUUUAUCUUGAUUGAUUGAAAAUUUUGUGAUGAAACAUUAUCACAUAAUUUAUUCAGAAAAUAUACAAAACGACAAAUAAAGGUAGAAUACUAUUAAACGCAACAUGUAAGUGUAAAAAAAAACACAUUAUGAUUGGUACAUUUUCAGAAUGUGCUUGUUCUAUUUUUUUAACAAAGAAAACAAUCUGAAGUUAUCUUUAUUUUUAAGUUAUCCUGGCGUGAUUUUACCAGUCUGGCCCCCUAGGGAGUAUAUUUUUCUCCAUGCGGCCCCCGAUAUAAAAUUAGUUUGACACCCCUGGUUUAGACCAACAAUCGCGAGAAAUACUGCUUUCUGUGUGAACAUAUGUCAACGGUGGUGUCUGCCACCAAUGUAUUGUAAUCACUGUAUGUAUCACUUAUUAUGUAUUAUUCUAACUGAUCUUUCUUUCUUUGUAUCAUGCUAAGUUAAUAAGUGUACAUUUCCUACCUAUUUCCCCAUAUUUCUGCACAAUAACUCAGAAUAUAAAGAUUAUGGCGUGAUUUAUGGUCCAGAACAUA
Nerophis ophidion (straightnose pipefish) is the source of this 4966-nucleotide messenger RNA. It is a transcript of the gene rinl, whose product is annotated as Ras and Rab interactor-like. Gene Ontology annotation, cellular component: endocytic vesicle; cytosol. Gene Ontology annotation, molecular function: guanyl-nucleotide exchange factor activity; small GTPase binding. Bases 395 to 2605 code for a protein of 736 amino acids. The transcript is spliced from 11 exons. NCBI's taxonomy places the organism in Eukaryota, Metazoa, Chordata, Actinopteri, Syngnathiformes, Syngnathidae. Gene Ontology annotation, biological process: vesicle-mediated transport. The record is from RefSeq and is a predicted model, not a curated record.